UCACGCGAGGACGGCGCGCGAGCGAGCGGCUGUCCUGGAAUCUUGGCUGAAAUCCGGCGGCUUUGAGAUGUUUGGGGGGCAUUGAUUUGGGGAAGGUGUGCGGUGGGGGAUGGGCACAGACUAAUGGUACCAACAAAAAGUUUAACCACUUCACCGACCUCACAGAUAUGGCUGAACGCGCGUGCUGGCAGAUGUUCCGGAGUCAGAUCUGGCUCACUUAAAAACCCGAUUUCCGGGAUCUUUUUAACCUGUCAGCCAGACGUCUUAUAUAUAUGCUUUAGAUUUUGAAGACGACACUUUGCGCGUGAUCGAUGUUGUUGUGGCAAGGAGUAGUUCGCUCAUUUUCUUAUCGGCGGAGUCUGGCCGACCCCCCCUAGCGUCGGCGCUGGUUCAGUCUGGCUCGCCCCCAGUACGAGCAUUUGUCCCGGGAUGACCUGUUGAUGUCUGUGAAAUAAGAUAAGGUGGGGUAUCCGAACUCGCGCGGAAACGCCAUGCAACAUUAACUUUGAAGUCCCGAGGACCGAAACGUAUGCAUUUGGUUGUGUUUUUGUGAUGCCAGUACCGGCUGCUCGUUUAAUCGUUGGAGAUUGUUGAGUGUUGCCGUUGUAACGGAACGGGGCGAAGCCUCGUUUUGGCGGACCCGUUUAGGCCCGAGGAUGUAGGCACGAGCUCGCUCUCGGUGCGGUGCAUUGGCAAAGACGGGACAAGAGCGGCAAACUUGCUCAUUUCGAGCGACGCACCGCUUAACGUUACCUCCGCUGCGUUUGUGCUCGCUCGCAUGUAGGUGCUACAUUUCACACAGAGUGGCUCAUAGUGGGCGCUUUUGCCAUCGUUCUUCACCCCCUCCACGUCCCGUGCCAGGGGAGAGCUCCGGACGGACACACGGUUAGCCUGCCGCCGACACAGCCUCAUAACACCGCUGUACUGGCGGCCAAAGAUUUCUCUGGUGGUGCUGGCCAUAGCGCCAUGGCUCAGACCCUUCAGAUGGCGAUCCCAAACUUCGGCAACAAUGUCCUGGAGUGUUUGAACGAGCAGCGGCUGCAGGGGCUGUACUGCGACGUGUCCGUGGUGGUGAAAGGCCACACCUUUAAAGCCCACCGCGCCGUGCUGGCGGCCAGCAGCUCCUACUUCCGUGACCUUUUCAACAGCAGUGCGGGCAGCAAAACCCCUACGGUGGUGGAGUUGCCCCCGGCCGUACAGCCGCAGAGCUUUCAGCAGAUCCUGGCCUUCUGCUACACCGGCCGCCUCAGCAUGAGCGUCGGAGACCAGUUUCUGCUCAUGUACACGGCCGGCUUCCUCCAGAUCCAGCAGAUUAUGGAAAAGGGCACGGAGUUCUUCUUGAAGGUCAGCUCGCCCAGCUGUGACUCACAGGGCCUCCAUACUGAAGAAACCCCUCCGUCGGAGCCUCAGAGCCCUGUUACCCAGACGGCGGUGGGUGCUGCGGCUAACGGCGGAGGCGGGGUGGUGGCUACGACAGCCAGUCGACCCACUUCCUGCUUGACCCCGUUGCCCCUCGUCUCUCGGGUGAAGACAGAGCAGCCGGAGGCCUCGCCGUAUUCGGUGGUUUGCACGCCGGUGGCCAAGCGGCUUUGGGAAGGAGGCAAUCGGGAAGGUGGCGGAGGCUCAGGGGCAGCCGGCGGAGGAGGGAUGAGGAAGGCAGCUCGUUUUUCCCAAGAAAUGGCACGUGGAAGCGCUAUUCAGCAGCAAGGUAGCAUGGGACUUGGUAUGGGUCUUGGAAUGGGCACAGGGGGGCACGGUGGAGGCGGAAGCACCAACGGCACGAGCAGUGCCACCCCUGAAGGCACCAGCCCCGGUACUUUGAGUGCCUAUGCCAGUGAUUCGCCCAUCUCUUACCAUGAUGAUGAGGAAGAGGAGGAGGCGGUGGAUGACGGCACUGAAGAGCAGUACAGGCAGAUCUGCAACAUGUACACCAUGUACAGCAUGCUCAACGUGGGUGCUACAGCAGGUGAACGUGUGGAGGCCUUGCCGGACCACUCAGAGACGCGGCCCAGGAUGCGUGGCCGACAGGAUCUCGCCUCUCUCCCCACCGAGCUCAUCGCUCAGAUCGGCAACCGCUGUCACCCCAAACUGUAUGAGGAAGGUGACCCUGCAGAGAAACUGGAGCUAGUUUCAGGCACCAGUGUGUACAUCUCCCGAGCUCAGCUGAUGAACUGUCACGUCAGUGCGGGGACCAGACACAAAGUCCUUCUGAGGAGGCUGCUGGCUGCUUUCUUCGACAGGAGUACUCUGGCCAACAGCUGUGGGACCGGCAUCCGUUCCUCCACCAAUGACCCCAGCCGUAAGCCGCUGGACAGCCGAGUGUUGCAUGCAGUCAAGUUUUACUGCCAGAACUUCGCCACCAGCUUUAAGGAGAGCGAGAUGAACGCCAUCGCGGCGGACAUGUGCACUAACGCUCGGCGCGUGGUGAGGAAGAGCUGGAUCCCCAAGCUGAAGCUACUGAUGGCGGAGGGCGAUGCCUACGCCAAUUUCCUCCCCGACAGCAUCAAGAUGGAAGCGGAUGGCCUCAGCGGCGACCCCGCCUUCGAGACGGCGAGCCUGGAGGGCGGAGCUUCCGUGGAGACCGGAGGAUCCUCGGGCGAGUCUCUGCAGGGUGUGGGCGGAGACAACGGUACUUUGUUUCAGUGAGCGACUCGGCGAGGAAAGCCCUGGCCCAUCCCCUCUGCCACCCCGCCUCCUACCCGCCUCCCACCCCGCUGCGUGACUCUGGGCUCUGCUGCUUCUGCCUGGGAUGGGAAAGGGAGAGUCCGGUAGGAGAUUGGAGGAGAUUGCACGGUCUAGCAUCGGGAGGAUCACAAGGGGUUGAUGCCAGGGGCACUAUUUUCUUUUCAAUCAUUUUUGUUUUUUGCUGAAUAACCCUCUUUUGCACAGAAGAUCCCCUUUGCCUUCCUGCUCGGCAAGUAAAUCUAGUCACCGAUGCUAUAGGAAUGCGUAAUUAGGACCAGGAAAGGUUCUUGCGACCGGAGGUCCGAGGUCCCGGACCUCUCUCUACUGAAUUUGAAUGUAUUCAUGAUUUUGUAGCACCUGGCUAUGUCAGACUAGCCGAUUGUAUUUGGCCCAGGAGAGAGACAGGAAAAAUGCCCGUCAUAAGAUCUGAAGGGACAGCAGAUGGAGAAAGUAGUGAGGGAGGAGAGGAGAAAGAGAAGAAGGUUGCAUAUUCCGUCUCUCGUUCUGUCUAAAACGGAAAGAAUCUGAUAUCCUUCUCUGCUUCCAUUCCUCCCAAAAUAUAUGUGGGAUCUUAGUCUGCCACGUUCUUUUGUUUUUUAUGUCGCCGUUUUCUCCUUUCUCCUUCUACUUGUUCCACUGUAUGUGAUUCAUAUGAAUCCAGAGUUGAUGAAAGAUGAUUAAGGACUGUAAAGGAUAAAAAUAUAUUUAUCUGCUCGCACCUUUAGAGUUCGAGAGAGAGGGAUUGUUUUAAAAUCUCGUCUUUGUGUUUUUAUUUUUUUUUUAAACCUUUAAUUUUUUUCUUAAAUGUUUCUCAAAAGACACCUUGUUGUCAGGCUUUAAAUGGAAAUAGUGAGAAAAAAUAAGGACUAUUUUUGCAUAAGGAUUAUCUUGCAUUUCAAAGACUGGUGCUUGGCUUGUAUCUCGAUCACGCUCGUGUCCGAGGCUGAAUUCGAUUUACAGGGGCAGUUUAUCCAGAAAUGUAAAUUCUGACAUCAUUUCCUCACCCUCAUCUCAAACCAAACACAAAAGAAAAGUGUUUGUUUUCAUUCAGUGAAAGGCCAGUGGGGUUCAGUCUUGUUUUGGACUCGCUGACUCUCACUGCAUGCACAUGAAAGUGUUCUUUAAGAAUACCUUACAGGUUCGAAAAGACUUGAUGAUGAGCAAAUGAAGGCCGAAUUGGAUAAACUAUCCCUUUAAGAGAAAAGAAGAAUUGUGUAGGACAUAACAACAAAGUGUUUUUAAUCUCUCAAAACCUUUUGAGCUUCCCCCAUCAUCGCACACAAACACGCUUUUACAGCCCGGGGGGAAGGGAGGUUGUGCUUCUCAUUGUUAGUCACUUUACUGUCUUAAGGUAGUGACUUUGUGUGUGUUUGGGAGCGGAGGAGGGUUUCCAUCGCCUGUGUCCCAGGAGAGGAGGAGUCGGAGUGAUUAAGUCUCUUCAUGUUGCCCAUGUCCCUGUUUGGGCAGCUGUGUGUGUGUGUGUCUGUGCUCGCUUAGGCAAGCAUGUCUGUGUCCGCACAAGUCACCAUCUGUAUACAUUCCUUGCACAUAGUUGGCACUGUGUGUUUGCAUGUGGGUGAUGUGUUGAGUCGGGGAUUUAGGGUAUGUUUGUUUCAGCGUUUAUGUGCCCGAGGCGUCUCAAACGGAUGCUUUUAAGGAAAUUCGGCCGUCUUAAAGUUUGCCGUAAGCCGUGAACUUUUGCAUAUCCUGCAUUUCCAUCGGGAUUUGAAUGGGUGAUGUCUUAAUGUGUGCUCAGGCAUGGGUUUUAAACACGCAUGCCUCACGAAAACAGAAAUUCGAUAUUGUAGGCUAUUUCAUACCAGAGUUAUUAGGCACUGCGUGUUGGUAUAAAUCAGGUUUUAUUUUCACGCGUCUGAUCUCCUGGGACACAUACAGUAGCCGCCCCCUUUCUGACAGAAGAAGUGGACCUCUUUGCACCUUUUCGUAGACUGAACUAGAGCUUUUUGCACCUUUUUUGUAGAGGAGAGUGGUGGAUUGUGCACCUUUUUUGUAGAGUGUAAUCGAUGGUUUUUGGACUAAACUUCAUGGAUGUGUAUGUGUCGGUGUCUGGCCCGGACCAGAAUGCACCCCUGCGUCUGUGGCCAGCCGUGCAGAAUACUGAUGUAAAUAUCAAAGAGACUAUUGAACAGAUUUUGACCAUGUUUUUAACAGGUCACUCGUCUUUUUAAUUGAUGGCUUACAUUAGGUCUUUCACCCCUCUUGUUUUAGCUCAUGUUAUCAUUUCUUUUAGUUGCAUAACCAAGUCUGGCUUCUGCUGUGUUUGUAUAUCUGGAAAUUGUAGUUGUUGUGUUUUUUUUUUUUUUUUUUCUGGCUUUAGCGUCGUAGCAAAUAAAGUAAACUCCUGGCAAGUUUACUACUUAACUGCAGUCUGGUUCAGGUCUGACCGGUGACCUCGUUUCUUUUUCUUAUCCUUUGGACCAGAAAACAAUAAUGCCUCUUGUUUAGAAGUGUACAGCAUUCGAGUAGCCUGCGAAAUCAACAUCUGGGAACGUGCAAGCAUCCAUUUCCUUCUCCCGUUUUAUUCCUCCAUUCUUUUAGCAGACCACGUGUACUGUAUUUACUUUUCAACAACUACUAAUUCAAGGUGAAAGAGUUGACUUGCCAAGUUUUUUAAAGAUACAAUAUAGAGUUGUUUGACUGAUGAUAGAGUACGGAGUGUUUUUUUUUCUCCAUUUCUUUUUAUCGACUAAAGUGGUGGGGGGUUAUGGUGAGGGAUGUACUGGUGCUAUGUGUGCUAUUCUUUAGAUGUUAAAGGUCUGCUGGGUCACUGGUGCCUUUCAGGAGGACUGCGGGAGACGAACUGCGUGUGUGUCUGGGUGGGGCACGGAGCAGCAGUGCUCCUCUCUCUCUCUCUCUUUCUUUCUCUUUCUUUCUCUCUCGCCAGCUAUGACUGUGCCAGUGUUUAUGCGUCCUCCAUUUUGAUGGCACAGAUCACAUAUGCUGCAUGCGUCGCUGGAGAGGAACCGCUGUGUCCGUGCGCCACCCGCUGUCUGUGUGCUGUUACUGCAGCUUAGAUUUACUACUUACAGUCAACACCAGGGGGUGUCACGCCUCAGAAAGAUGACUCUUGACGGCCACAAAAAAUGGCCCAUCUCUUACAAGGAAGUUGAAGGUGACGUGUAAUUAUUUUUUUUAUUUUAUUAUUGUUAAAAUACUACAAGUAAGCCAUUUGAAGGUUGAUCUUUAUUUGUAUUUUUCCCUCUAAAAGGCGUAACACUGUGGCUCCGUGGCGCUAUCAAAAAGUUGCUCUGUUUGUUUGAGCAUCACAACCAGCCCAAAAGAGCACCAACCCACGGCGCAAGUUCGAAAUCAUAAUUUUUUCACUUUUUAAAGGAUUUUUCCUUUACUUAGCCUCGCCUGUUAUCAAGUGUGAAUGAAGGGACCAGUGUUGAUCAAAAAAAGGCCGGGAUGUCCAUAUCACGCUGCCUAUCUGUCUGCUCUCUGUGCUCGAGUAAAGCACCUUUUUCUGGGGUUUGCGUUCAUAGACGUGCUCCUCGGCACCUUGUAAUUCAGUCUGACUGUGUCACGGAGUGCAGAGAGCAGAUAGACGGCGGACGCCUGAGCGGGUGAGUUUAAGUCUUGUCAUUCUUCCUCGUAACACAGUUUGUUGGGGUCCUGUGCAUUGUAGAUCAUUGUGAAUUUGUAACCUGACGGACCGCUGACAGCAUGCCAGAGAGAGUACGGAGCGAUGUAUUAUAAAUUGAACUCUUUUAUAAACUGUGACUGUCUUUCCUUUCUGCAAAAAAGGCAGAAACCGGGUCCGUCUGUUCUGGAGCAAUGGCUGUAUUUUGCAGGGUUUCCGUUGGCUUGCAGUUUUUGCUACUUUUUUUGUCAACCUAAGCCUCUUUACCCAGAAUGCAGCACUGCUAUUCCACUCUAAAUAACAGAUAUACCACAUAAAGAUACUCUCACCUCUUUCUCUGCGUGUUGCGUUCUCUUCCAGCACACCCCAACACUCUGCUUUCAGUCUUUCCCUGAAAUGAGACGGAUGGUGAUUAUAACCCAACUUUGCAAAUGUUUUGGUAAAGUAACGUGUGUGACAGCCGGACAAAUUGACGUCCGGACAUAGUAUCACGAAUUACAGAGAAAUACAGACAGGAUGGGGGAUGACAUCAGCUCGCUUGAACACUCAAAACAACAAACUGGUUGUGAAACUUUUGUUUUUACGAUGCGGUGUCUCACUUUCUAUGAAUACAUCCCUAUACAAAUCUAUAUACUGUAUAUUCCAUGGAAGCACUAAUGAAGUUUGAUUGUUAGUCGUGCACUCUCAGCAUGAGUUGUAACCCAUCCCCAGCUGUGCUCAUGCAGUGACCCUGUAGCGCCAGUGCUCAUCCACUCCAUUCUGUCUGUGUUCAAAGUGCCAAUAACUUUGUGAAUCCCUAACUGUGACCCAAUAUUAUCAAAAGUAAUUGCACAUUAACUACUGUAAAAAAUGAGUAAGAGAAAAGUCAAAGGAUACAGCUGAAUAUCUUAAUAAAACUUUAUAACAAA
Molecule: messenger RNA, 7197 nt
Organism: Carassius gibelio (silver crucian carp)
Lineage: Eukaryota; Metazoa; Chordata; Actinopteri; Cypriniformes; Cyprinidae
Gene: nacc1a
Product: nucleus accumbens-associated protein 1
Exons: 6
Coding region: 967-2646 (559 amino acids)
Biological process (GO): regulation of transcription by RNA polymerase II
Molecular function (GO): DNA-binding transcription factor activity, RNA polymerase II-specific; protein binding; RNA polymerase II cis-regulatory region sequence-specific DNA binding
Source: RefSeq, a predicted model, not a curated record